AUGUAUGCACCCAAACAGUCAAUUUCACUAGAAUUUACUAGAUAUUAAGCUUAAUUUUAAGUUUCAUAUUAUCUUCUAUUUUAUGAACUAACUUCACCAUUUGGUUCUUUAAGUAUGAAAACCUUAUUUUAGUAGCAGGAGGCGUAGGAGUAUCACCAUUUCUGGCUAUCUUGAGUGACAUUCUCCAUCGUACUAGGGAAGGAAAAUCUUGUUUGCCUCGAAACAUCUUGAUUGUUUGGGCUGUGAAAAGAUCACCGAGCUUCCUCUUCUUUCUACCAAUGAUAUGGAAUCAAUCUGUCCAUUUUUUUUGGAUAAACUAAAUCAUGAGAUUCACAUUUUUGUCACUCAAGAAUCACAACCUCCAUUGGUAUGCUUAGAAGAGGGUCAAGUACACGAGGCUACAAACUCUUCUCCUCCUGUGUCUAACAACUGCAGCAUGUCAGUUUUGGUUGGUACAGGAAAUAAUAUAUGGUCUGGACUAUAUGUUAUCUUGUCUACACUAGGCUUUGUUAUCUUACUGUAUUUACUGGAUACUCUCUACAUAAACCCUUAUGACAUAUCUCCAUGGUGGUACAAAGGGCUUCUCCUUCUAAUCUGCAUGCUUGUAAGUGUCUUUAUCUUUGGAGCUGUUGUGGUUGGUUUGUGGCAUCUUUGGGAAAGACAAAAUGCAGCAAGGGAGGCAUGCAAGGAUAAGAGGAUAAUGGUUGAGAAGAUGCAGCAUAAUGAAAUUUUAGCCCACACGGAUUCAUGUCAGCAAAAACUUGCAAGUUCAAUCAAUAUUUAUUAUGGUUCGAGACCAGACUUCAAAGGUAUAGCAUCUCAACUUUUGUUCAAAACAUAAAUUAAAAGAAUAAUAUAACAACAAGAAUGACAAUGAUGAUGACGACAACCAAAUUUAGUCCCAACAAUAACAAUAGACUAGUGAAGGAUGGCCACGUGUAUUUUUACUUGUCAGGGACACCUUAUUGUGUACAUGUCUAUAGUAACUAAAUUUCACAUAAGCCAUCAAUCUACCACAACCCUCCUUUAUUUAUCAAGCUUAGGACAAGAUGUGAAC
Messenger RNA from Quercus robur (English oak), 1057 nucleotides. Its product is annotated as ferric reduction oxidase 7, chloroplastic-like. The transcript has 2 exons. Bases 284 to 841 code for a protein of 185 amino acids. Lineage: Eukaryota; Viridiplantae; Streptophyta; Magnoliopsida; Fagales; Fagaceae. The record is from RefSeq and is a predicted model, not a curated record.